AGCGGUGCUGAUAUGUCUGGCCGAGGCAAAGGCGGGAAGGGUCUGGGCAAAGGGGGUGCUAAGCGCCACCGCAAGGUGCUGCGCGACAACAUCCAGGGCAUCACCAAGCCCGCCAUCCGGCGGCUGGCCCGGCGCGGCGGCGUCAAGCGCAUCUCCGGCCUCAUCUACGAGGAGACCCGCGGGGUGCUCAAGGUGUUCCUGGAGAACGUGAUCCGGGACGCCGUCACCUACACGGAGCACGCCAAGCGCAAGACGGUCACGGCCAUGGACGUGGUGUACGCGCUCAAGCGCCAGGGCCGCACCCUCUACGGCUUCGGCGGCUGAGCGCCUCGGACCUCCCGCUACCUCCAGAAGCACAAAAAGGCCCUUUUCAGGGCCGCCCACGUAUUUCACGAAAGA
Messenger RNA from Lynx canadensis (Canada lynx), 399 nucleotides. RefSeq names its product histone H4. The record is from RefSeq and is a predicted model, not a curated record. Gene Ontology annotation, cellular component: nucleosome. The transcript has a single exon. Bases 13 to 324 code for a protein of 103 amino acids. Gene Ontology annotation, biological process: nucleosome assembly. Lineage: Eukaryota; Metazoa; Chordata; Mammalia; Carnivora; Felidae. Gene Ontology annotation, molecular function: protein heterodimerization activity; structural constituent of chromatin; DNA binding.